Messenger RNA from Prorocentrum cordatum, 2402 nucleotides. Lineage: Eukaryota; Dinophyceae; Prorocentrales; Prorocentraceae. The record is from the annotation of a GenBank genome assembly.
CGCACUUGCACGCCUUGUCUGCACAGCAUUGCUUGAAACGACGGCGGAGAGGGGUUGUCUCUUCUUUGCUGCUGACGCGUGGCAUGUGGCUCAAAGUAGUUCAGGACCAGGCUGCUGUCUGCAACCGGGGCCGCCGGUGAUGCAGACGGCGGGAGAUGAGAUGGUGAGGCAGUUGCGCGCUUGGCAGGAUGCGAGGUGGGUCGUCAAGGCGCGCGUGAGCUGCACGCUACUCAUCUUGGGGCUUGCCUGCGUCGCUGGCUCACAGUUUGCACUGCUCGUGGGCGCGGGCCUCGACUGCGGCAGCGAUACCCACUGCCCCGCAUACCCAGUCACGUGGCUCAUGUUGUGCAUGGGCCUCUGCAUCUGCUGCUACGCCCCGCUCUCUGACGACACCUGGCUCGCUCGGAUGGUACUCAUACUGACCGCGGUCAUCAUGGGGAGCGAAGUGAACUGGGAGUUUUGUUGGAAUCGCGCUGAGGACCCAUGCCCCGUCCUGGGUGGUCUACCUCUCCAGGGGAAUGCCGCAGCGUGUAUCGCGGGGCUUCUCGGCGGAUGCGAUGCUCGUCAGGCGUUCGCAGAGGCGGCAGCCCGGUUUCGCUGCAUCGACCUGUCGAUGAUAACCGAGGAGGAGAUGGCAACUCGCGACCCUGACCCAGUGCUCUUCAAGCGGUCUGUGCAGGUUCCGCUGGGCGAGUGCGAUGCCUUCAUCUCGCAUUCGUGGUCGGACGGCGCGGCGGGCAAGUGGGCCUUGCUGCAGAGGUGGCGCGAAGCUUUCAUCGCCAAGCACGGGCGUGAGCCGAAGGUUUGGAUCGACAAGUGCUGUGCCGACCAGGCAGACAUCGCAGCCUACCUGCGAUGCCUGCCAAUUUUCCUCAGCAGCUGCAGGCCAGCGGGUGAUCACGUUUACCGAUUUCGAUGCCCUUCCUUCGUCUCCACCUUGUUGUGUUUCGGUGUCGCCUACAGCUGGGUUCGCCUCCCAGGCAGAUGUCUGGGGAAUGGCGGUAUCUGUAUCUUUUGUCGAGGGUUCGUGGAGGGGGUGCAGCCCAAGGAGGGAUGGGAGGGUGUUGACGAAUCCAGUUCGAGGCUGAUAUUUUCUUGAUUCAGGGGCUGUCCACUGCGACGUUACUCCAAUCCUCUCUCUGGUCCUUUCCCACCUUCCGCACACCCGUUGGUUGUCCCCCCCCGACAGGGAGAUGGUCGUCUUGUGCGGGCCGACCUACUUUCAACGGUUGUGGUGCGUCAUGGAGCUUUUCACACACUACCGCACCGGGCUUUUCCACAAUAGAUUGACGCUGUUGCCGGUGAUGCGUGCAGGCCAGCACGACGACGUUUGGGCGGCAAUACACGCCGCCGCCAGCUCUUUCGACGCACGGCGCUGCGAGUGCGGGAGCACCAGUCACGGCGACAGAGACAGGUUGAUGGACAUCAUACAAGCCGACGGCAUCCAGGAGUUCAACGCGGCCGUGCGCGCCGUGCUCCUGCGGGCCUUCUCCUCUACACUGGGCUCCGGCGCGACCGCCAGCGCGGAGCCUCGGGCCUGCGCUCGAGCCCGGACUCCUCCGACGCCAGCGACAUCGAUGUCCUCGGGGCGCGGUGAGGCAACGAUCUGAUCGCAACGGGCAUGGGAGGCGCAACCUUUUUUCCAUCUCCCCUCUGUCACUCCUCCUACACGAGGCGGAUGGCGCCAGGAGCGAUUAGCAUAUCAACUCCGAAGCUUCCGUAGGGUAACAACCACUACCGGCUUCCCAUGGAUCACCUCCAUGAUUUUGUUUUUGCCACAGGGUUGCAACUAGUGCUGACCCCGCUUGUACAAUUUCUCUCUCCUUCAGGCGAUUGGGCCCUCGAAGUUACAGAUGCAUUUCAGGCGCACUGUUGUCUUGGAGUGUUUCGGAUGCGGCCCCGAACUUACAGCUCGUUUCGCCACGGGGACUUGAAUUUUGCGAGCGCGUGUGAUUUUGGCCACUUCGUUGUGCUGGCCUCUCUAUUGACCAGUUGAGUUCCCUCUAGGCUUAUGUUGGCGGGUCUCAACGCAGGUCUUGCACACCAGAAUGUGCAUGAGUUGCAGGCGCUUGGUUGUUUUGAUGCGUUUCGGACGCAUUUCUGGCUUGCAGACGCGCAAUCGCCUUGCUCUGUCACGGUUCUGGUCUUGCAGGAACGCAAUUAGACAGUUUUCGUCCAGGUCCCGCAAAUGGUUUCGUUCGAAGAGGUUUGGGGUCAAGUCGAUUUGAGCAAUCGAAGACGUUUACGGCGAAUCAUCUCCGCCCCUUGCCUUCUGGGAUACGCCUUUGCGGCCAAACGUUUGGGCAAAGUUUGGCCACGCUAUUGGGCUCUGCCCCCCCAACCUUCAUGGAAGCCCUUCGGGGAGCACGUGGAGGAAGAAGAGCAGGACUAUGAGAGGGAGA